This is a messenger RNA of Tripterygium wilfordii, 2612 nucleotides long. RefSeq lists its product as uncharacterized. The transcript has 9 exons. Lineage: Eukaryota; Viridiplantae; Streptophyta; Magnoliopsida; Celastrales; Celastraceae. The coding region runs from base 194 to 2503 and encodes 769 amino acids. The record is from RefSeq and is a predicted model, not a curated record.
UAGGAAUAGAGCUUUGACAAACUUCAGUGAUUUGUGCUUGAUCUAUGCGUAUACAACUGCAGACGGAAGAUUUAGCCUUUCAAGCCAUGACAUAGACUUUGAUGACGACAUUAAAGGAGUAAAUUUUGGUGUUGGGAUAUGUAGUGUUGCUCCAGCAAGCCCUGAUCAUCUGAAAAAAGAAUGGAGUCCUGCCAUGGACCGAUAUUUUAUUGAGCUAAUGUUGGAUCAACUGAAUAAAGGCAGUAACACAUUCAAGAAACAAGCAUGGGAAGAUAUGCUCAAUUCUUUCAAUGCAAAAUUCUGUUUGCAAUUGGGGAAAAGAAUUUUAAAACAGCGCUAUGAGAAACUACUCAAGUAUUAUAGUGACAUUAGGAGUUUAAUUGAGCAAAAAGGAUUUUCUUGGGAUGAAAAUCAACAAAUGGUAGUUGCUGAAGAUGGUGCUUGGGAUAAGUAUAUCAAGGCACACCCAGAUGCGUGUUCAUAUAGGAGGAAGAAGUUAUUGAAUUAUGAAGAAUUAGGUUUGAUAUAUGGAAAUGCAAUCAUCGAUGAUGGUCAUAUGCAUCGAGAUAAAAACUUCGAAAAAGGAAACUUACAAAUCAAGAUUGGAGGGGAGGACACCCAAUGCCACCCAGAUGAUGAUUAUUCAAAAACAUAUUGGACCCCUUCUAGUGACCGUUAUUUUAUUGACCUUAUGUUAGAGGAAGUGCAUAGAGGCAGUAAGAUUGACACCUCUUUUAACAUUCAAGCAUGGAUAGACAUGGCUUUAUUAGUUAGAGAAAGAUUUGGAUUGCCACAUGACAAAGAUCUUUUGAGAAGUCGUCAUAAGCAUUUCCGGAAUCUGUACUAUGAUAUGAAGAAUCUUCUUUACCAGAGAGGGUCUUCUUGGGAUGAAACUCGGCAGUUGAUUGCAGCAUAUGAUGAUGUUUGUGAUGCUUAUUUCAAGGGACACUCAGAUGCAAAAUCAUACAGAACAAAGCCCGGGCCAAAUUUUAAUGAUUUGUGCUUGAUUUAUGGAAAUUCGAAUUUGGGUGGAAAGGGGAACUUGUUGGGUCUAGACAUCGGCUGUUGUGGUGCGAAUCAACUUAAUGAUAGCCAUCAACAGAGGACUGCUAAAUGGACUCCAUCUAGGGACCGGUAUUUCAUCAAUCUGAUGCUAGAGCAAGUUCGUCAAGGAUAUAUGGUCAGCCAGAAAUUUAAUGAAGAAGCCUGGGGAGAGAUGGCUACAAAGUUGAAUGCUGAAUUUGGAUCGCACUAUAACAGAAAUGACUUAAAAAUCCGUUUCAUAAAUUUGAGGAAACGAUUUAAUGAUAUGAAAAUUUUGAUUGACGAUAAUGGAUUUUAUUGGGAUGAAAUGCAUCAGAUGAUAACUGCCAAUGAUGAUCACUGGGAUUUAUAUUUGAAGGAACAUCCUGAGGCGCGAGCAUACCACUGUAGAACUCUCCCAAAUUAUAAUGAUUUGUUUUUGAUAUAUGGCAAUGCAAAUCCUAAUUGGAAGCACUAUGAUUCGACUCCUUUGACAUGUGGUUUCAAGCAUGCUUUUGAACUAAACCUUGAUGAGGAUGACAAAUGCCCUUCCAGCAGAGGUCAUCCAAGGAUACAGCAUUGGACAAAAGCAAUGGAGAACUAUUUUAUUGACCUCAUGUUGGAGCAGGUGCAGAAAGGAAACAAGAAUGGUCAUACUUUCAAUGAGCAAGCUUGGGCUUGGAUUAUCACCUCAUUUAAUGAAAAAUUUGGACUUCUGCUGGACAAGGAUAUACUAGAGAACUGGUAUGUAAGCUUGAUGAAAGUGUAUGAAAAUAUGACAGAUCUUCUUAAUCAGCCUGGCUUUGCAUGGGAAGAAAUUCAGCAAGUAGUGAUCGCUGAUGAUGAUACUUGGAAAGAAUACAUCGAGGAGCAUCCAGAUGCAAUUAAAUACAGAGAUAGAAACAUGGCUGUUUAUAAUGAUUUGUGUGCCAUAUAUGAUGAUACUACUCCAUUUAAAAGAUCAAGUUGUCCAGAUUUAGAGUCGGAGAUCGAUAAUAAUGCCCUUGAUGUAGGGAUAAAUGAUAUCUUCCAAGACUUGCAAGAUCUGGUUGCAGAGUUUGAAAUUCCUGAUUGCAGAAAAAAGAGAAAGUCUGCAACUUCAUCAACCUCAGCAUGUUCUACAAAAUCUCAGAGAUGCAACAAAAGGGUGUUACGAAGAACACGCAAUUCAAAUCCUCAUGUUGGGAAGCUAUUGGUGCCAAAGGAGGAGGGCAAAGACUUCACAUCAAUAGUAACACCCGAACUCGGUGCAAAUCCCCAUAUGGUGAAACUAUUGGUGGCAAAGGAGGAGGGCAAAGACUAUAUACCAAUAGAAACAAUUGUUGAUGCUCUUCAGGUUUUACCAGGCAUGAACGAUGAGCUCUUCUUGGAAGCUUGUAAACUAUUGGAAAAUGAGAAGAAAAUCAAGAUGUUUGUGGCCAUGGAUGUGAAUCAGAGAACCAAAUGGUUGUUAAAAAAGCUUCAGAGACAGCUCCAUUAGUGUACACAAUCUUUCUUCAUGUUAAUAGUGUUGAUGUAAAGAAAUUCCUUUGUUUCCAAUAUCCCAAUUCCCAUACCUAUUAAUUUGCAGCCAUGCAAAGUUACAGUUA